This is a messenger RNA of Effrenium voratum, 273 nucleotides long. NCBI's taxonomy places the organism in Eukaryota, Dinophyceae, Suessiales, Symbiodiniaceae. The record is from the annotation of a GenBank genome assembly.
AUGAAGGGCGCACGAGAGUAUCGCCGGAACAGAGAUAACUUCAACACGUACGACAUGGACCCAGACUCUCAGAAGUACAUGCACGCCUUGUUGAAGCUCGUGCAGCUGGCGCAGUGCCUGCAGCCCAACGAGGACGCCUCCAAGAAUUGCGCGUGGCCCUCAGGGAGCGUGAGCUGGGUAUUUGGUUUGGCCUGGGUACGGGUUUGCUUUCCAAAUCGGGAAGCCUCUGACAUGGAUGGAAGGGGAAAACCAAUUGGACACCAACCAACUUGA